AUGGUCGGGGACGAUAUCGCCGGUGCAACCAUCCUAUCUACUCUAGAAGGCACAGGUUUAGAUACAUCCUGCAUCCGCAAGCUGGGUCACGAGUAUCACACGGCACGGACGGCUCAGUACGUAGCUGUCAACGACGCCGAGAAGAACCUUGUCAUGGCAAUGGCAGACAUGGCCAUCCUCACAAACCACUCAUUCCCAGCCUACUGGGCAUCCGCCGUGGAAGCCGCCAAGCCGAAGUGGCUGGUCGUCGACGGCAACUGGGCCGAGAAAGACAUCCACGCAUGGAUCCGCACAGCACGCCAGAACGGCGCCAGGGUGGCCUUCGAGCCGGUCUCCAAUGUGAAAGCCGCGCGGCUCUUCGCCAAGGGCAACGACUACCUUGGCGUCUUCCCGCACGCCGCCGUGGACAUUGCCUCGCCGAACCAGUACGAGCUGGCGGCCAUGUACGCCGCCGCCAAGGAGAACGGCUAUCUCGACAGCGCGCGAUGGUUCGAAGUCAUCGACUCCUUCGGCAUCACGGACGGCGCGCGCGAUCGCUUUGUGAAGCUCACGUCGGCCGACAUGACCAACGCCGGCAUCCCUGUGCAGACCAUUCAGCUGCUACCCUUCAUCCCCACCCUGAUCACCAAGAUCGGUGCGAACGGCGCACUGCUCACAAUGCUCCUGAAGAAAGACGACCCGCGACUGUACGACCAUGAGCAUGAGCGGUAUAUACUUACGAGAACGACGAAUGACAACCCGGAUGUGGGCGGCGUUUACAUGAGGCUCUUCCCACCGGUUGAACGGGUGAAGGAUGUGGUUUCAGUCAAUGGCGUCGGGGAUACAUUCCUGGGGACCAUGAUUGCUGGACUGGCUCAGGGCGGCAGGGUAGAGAAUCUGGUGGAUAUUGCGCAGAGGGCAGCCGUGCUAACGCUCAAGAGCCAUCAGUCGGUCAGCCCUGACCUGGGGACUCUGGAGGGCGAGUUGAUGUUGGCGGCUAGACAGUCGCAGAGCUGA
Messenger RNA from Phaeoacremonium minimum UCRPA7, 996 nucleotides. RefSeq lists its product as hypothetical. The transcript is spliced from 2 exons. The record is from RefSeq and is a predicted model, not a curated record. NCBI's taxonomy places the organism in Eukaryota, Fungi, Ascomycota, Sordariomycetes, Togniniales, Togniniaceae. The coding region runs from base 1 to 996 and encodes 331 amino acids.